Hippoglossus stenolepis (Pacific halibut) is the source of this 598-nucleotide messenger RNA. RefSeq names its product hemoglobin beta embryonic-2 (gene hbbe2). The record is from RefSeq and is a predicted model, not a curated record. Gene Ontology annotation, cellular component: hemoglobin complex; haptoglobin-hemoglobin complex; blood microparticle. Gene Ontology annotation, molecular function: organic acid binding; oxygen binding; heme binding. Gene Ontology annotation, biological process: hydrogen peroxide catabolic process; oxygen transport. Lineage: Eukaryota; Metazoa; Chordata; Actinopteri; Pleuronectiformes; Pleuronectidae. The transcript has 3 exons. The coding region runs from base 49 to 492 and encodes 147 amino acids.
UUUAUUCGUUCUCUGAAGCCUGAGAAAAAAAAAAAAUCAAGAGCAGCCAUGGUUGAGUGGACUGAGCAGGAGCGCGCCAUCAUCACCAGCAUCUUCUCCAGCCUGGACUAUGACGAUAUCGGACCCAAAGCCCUGAGCAGGUGUCUGAUCGUCUACCCCUGGACCCAGAGGUACUUCGGCUCCUUCGGCAACCUCUACAACGCCGAGGCCAUCAAGACCAACCCGGCCAUCGCGGCCCACGGGAUCAAGGUGCUGCACGGCCUGGACCGCGCCGUCAAGAACAUGGACGACAUCAGAGGCACGUACGCCGAGCUGAGCGUCCUGCACUCCGAGAAGCUGCACGUGGACCCCGACAACUUCAGGCUCCUGGCUGACUGCCUGACCAUCGUCAUCGCCGCCAAAAUGGGAAACGGCUUCACUCCCGACAUCCAGUCCGCGUUUCAGAAGUUCCUGGCCGUGGUGGUGUCCGCUCUGGGAAGGCAGUACCACUAAGCCCCGCCGCCCCCGCACCUGGACACCCGGAGGAGAUCUCCAUAACGUCUGCUCACAUGUGUCAGGCCCAUGCGUCUCUUCCAUAAAUAAAUAAAAUUCAACUACA